AUGUACAGCUUAUCACAGCAUAAUCAGAAACUAACUGAAGGGAUUGAUUCAGUAGUGAGAGUAUUGCAUCUGGAUCAGAAGUAUGAAUCCUUAGACCAAAUGAAGCUUGAAAUUAUUGUGCAGCUCAUCUUAAAUGAGAUCAGCUACCUGCUGAAUAACAUAUCUGAUGCCCAGGAUGUGAAGCAGAAUGAGCUUGUUGAGAAGUCACUUGUUGUUACACUUCUGGAGCAUUUCGGGCAAGAGGUUGCUGACUUAAGGUCAGAGCGGAAUGUCUUGAGGCAAGAUCAGCAGAUAAAGAAUGAGGAACUGCUCCAGCUGCAGAGAGAAAAGGAGGAACUUAUGAAGAUAAGUGAUGAAUUCUUGGUAGAGGUGGAGGCUCGUAACCACAAAGUGGAUGAGCUAAAGGCUGAGGCGAAGUUCUUAGUUGUAAGGCUCUCAGAACUGCAAGAGUCUAGGAGGUCACUGCAAAGCGAGAUCACCAAGCUAUUACAAUCGAACUCUUUUCUAUCAAAUGAACUAAAUGACUCCAUUGAGAAACAGAAGAUGUUUGAACAUGAUUUCAGCAAUCUUGUUACUGAAGCUGUCAGCAAAGAUAUUCUUACUGGCAGUGAGCUUUAUCAGGAGAUCAAGAUGAUGAACAAGAGGCUUGGAGACAUAGAAAUUGAGAACAACUACCUUGGCAAAGAACUAAGUAGAACUAUGAGUGUUUAUGGUGGAUCUAUUGUGCAAACUGCAACAGGAAAAGGAAAUCCAGGGCGAAGAGAUGCCAACCUUCUGAAUUCUAGCAGGAAAACCCAACAAGAUUGUCAUGUAAAUAUGGAAGUGGAACAACAAGAGGAAGUUGGCAAUGCUGAUUUUCAGGAGUCAAAUGAAAUGCUACAGGAUGAGGUGUGUAAGUUAAGGAGUGAAGUGGAAAUGCUCAGGAGCAAGGAGGCUGUUUUCAACAUCAAAUCUUGUGAUGAAGAGAUCAUGAAAUUGCUGGCUAACAUGCAAAUGGCUAUCAUGAAUGCAGCUCUGUUCAAGGAAAAGGUCCUUGAGCUCAUCAUAACAUGCGAGAGUUUUGAGAUAAGUGCCAUGGUACAGAAGGAGGUUCUGAAGGAAGAAAUCAUACAAAGAAAUUCGUAUGUAGAUGAGCUAAAGGACAAACUAAAUGCUGUUGAGAUUGAGAACAGAAGACUGAAGGUCGACCUAGAUGGUGAUUUCACAAUGUUAGGGUCAUUGCAGUCUGAAGUCAGUGCCCUGGAGGAACAAACCGUGUCCCUUGCCAACGACCGCUUGCAAACAAAUAAGCUCAGUAUGGAGGAAAAUGCAUUAUCUCCUCACCUUGUGAAGACCACAACACGAUUGGGUGGCGAAGACAAUGCAUUGAGGAUGGUGAAGAGCAUGGAGCUGCAGAAAUUGCAUGGAACAAUCAAAGCCCUUCAGAAGGUGGUCACAGAUACUGGUGUCCUCCUGGAACAAGAGAGGCUUGAUUUCAAUACCAAUUUGCAAGAAGCGAAGAAGCAAAUUGAAAUGCUAAAGCUCAAGGAGAUCUUGGAUGAUGAUAUAAUUGAAAUGAAUUACGAGCAAAUGUUAAAGGACAUACAGCUUGACCUCAUUCAAACUUCUUCAGGCCGGAAAACUAGUCCAUUUGGUCAGGAAAAGAAAAAUGUAGCACAAGUAGAUGACAAGAUGGUAAACUCACGUGGUACUAUUGGGCCGAGCCAUGGACACAUGGCUGAUGACUUAAGACCACCGCAAAGCGAGUCAUUUGGGAGAGAGAACAAUUUAAUUGUUGUGAAAGAGCUCAGCAUUGACAAGCAAGAGCUACUGAGGUCGCUUGCCACGGAGCCACACGAGGAGUGGAGAAACAAGGUCGUAGAAAGGCUGUCUUCUGAUGCCCAAAGGCUUAGCACCCUCCAAUCCAGCAUCCAAGAACUCAAAACGAAUGCCGAAACAUCUGAAGAGCUAGAACUCGAGAGCGUCAGGUACCAAAUAAGAGAAGCUGAGGGUACCAUCAUGCAGCUGAUCGAUACCAACAGUAAGCUGUCCAAGAAGGCUGAGGAGUUCACGUCUCCUGAUGGUCUCGAUGCGGAAAACAGUGACUUGAGGAGCAGACAUCAGCGUAAGAUCUUGGAGCGUGCAAGGAAGAUGUCUGAGAAGAUCGGGAGGCUGGAGGUGGAAAUGCAGAAGGUCCAGCAGGCUCUCCUGAAAUACGAGGAGGAGCAGAGCAGCAGAAAGACCUCGAAAGCCCUGCAGCGGCGGUCCAAAGUGCAGCUCGUAGAGUAUCUCUAUGGUCGACGGCGGGACAGUCGCAAACAACAGCGAAACUCGCAUUGUGGUUGCAUGAGAGCGAAAACCAUCGAUGACUAA
Molecule: messenger RNA, 2352 nt
Organism: Miscanthus lutarioriparius
Lineage: Eukaryota; Viridiplantae; Streptophyta; Magnoliopsida; Poales; Poaceae
Source: the annotation of a GenBank genome assembly